This is a messenger RNA of Aspergillus lentulus, 2748 nucleotides long. Its product is annotated as putative mRNA splicing factor RNA helicase (Prp16). The record is from RefSeq and is a predicted model, not a curated record. NCBI's taxonomy places the organism in Eukaryota, Fungi, Ascomycota, Eurotiomycetes, Eurotiales, Aspergillaceae. Gene Ontology annotation, cellular component: intracellular anatomical structure. Gene Ontology annotation, molecular function: 3'-5' RNA helicase activity; RNA binding; ATP binding.
AUGGCGUCUGACGGAAUGCCUCCAGCCAAAAGGCUGAAGAGCUCCAACCUUCCGCCACACCUGCGCGAUGCGAAGCGCAAGGACAUCGACAAGUGGGAAACAAAUCGGAUGCUCACGUCUGGAGUCGCGCAACGACGCGAUUUUGAAGGCGACUUUCUACCAGAAGAUGAAGAAGGUACUCGCGUCCAUUUACUCGUCCACGAUCUGCGACCGCCGUUCCUGGACGGGCGCACGAUAUUUACCAAGCAACUGGAGCCUAUCUCGGCCGUUCGCGAUCCGCAGAGCGAUAUGGCCGUGUUCAGUCGUAAAGGGAGCAAGGUCGUCCGAGAGCGGCGUCAGCAACGGGAGCGUCAAAAGCAAGCGCAGGAGGCAACAACAAUGGCAGGCACGGCGCUGGGAAAUAUCAUGGGUGUCAAGGAAGAUGAAGGCGACAGCGCUGUUGCCAUGCCCGUGGAGGAUACUUAUAGAAGCGGGAACAAGUUCGCCCAGCACCUGAAAAAGGGUGAAGGCGGACAAAGCUCUUUCAGCAAGAGCAAAACGCUCCGCGAACAGAGGGAAUAUCUACCUGCAUUCGCCGUGCGAGAGGAAUUGCUACGAGUCAUACGAGAUAAUCAAGUGAUCGUGGUGGUUGGUGAGACGGGAUCUGGAAAAACGACUCAACUGACACAAUUUCUUCACGAGGACGGUUACUCAAAAUACGGCAUAAUUGGCUGCACGCAACCUCGGCGAGUUGCUGCUAUGAGCGUUGCGAAACGUGUGAGUGAAGAGAUGGAGGUCGAUCUUGGCGCCGAAGUUGGUUAUGCCAUUCGGUUUGAGGAUUGCACCAGCAAAGAUACAGUCAUCAAGUAUAUGACUGACGGCGUCCUUCUGCGGGAAUCGUUGGUUCAGCCGGAUCUGGACAAGUAUUCUUGCAUCAUCAUGGAUGAAGCGCACGAAAGAGCUUUGAAUACCGAUGUUCUGAUGGGCCUUUUGAAGAAGGUGUUGGCACGUCGAAGAGAUUUGAAGCUAAUUGUCACCUCAGCCACCAUGAAUUCAGAACGCUUUUCUCGAUUCUUUGGUGGUGCCCCCGAGUUUAUUAUUCCUGGACGAACUUUCCCGGUGGAUCUUCACUUCUCCCGGACCCCGUGCGAGGACUAUGUCGAUAGUGCGGUCAAGCAGGUCUUGGCAAUUCAUGUCUCGCAGGGACCGGGGGACAUACUUGUCUUCAUGACAGGUCAGGAAGAUAUUGAAGCAACGUGCGAGUUGAUCGACGAGCGGCUGAAGAUGCUUAAUGAUCCGCCAAAGCUUAGCAUAUUACCGAUAUACAGUCAGAUGCCAGCCGAGCAGCAGGCGAAGAUAUUUGAACGGGCCCCUCCUGGAGUCCGGAAAGUCAUCGUUGCCACGAACAUUGCUGAAACGAGUUUGACGGUUGAUGGGAUCAUGUUUGUGGUGGAUUCAGGAUAUUCAAAGCUGAAAGUGUACAAUCCACGCAUGGGUAUGGACACGCUUCAGAUCACACCUAUCUCUCAAGCCAAUGCGAAUCAACGUUCAGGCCGAGCAGGUCGGACAGGGCCUGGAAAGGCGUACCGUUUGUAUACCGAGUCGGCCUACAAGAACGAACUAUAUAUUCAAACGAUACCGGAAAUUCAGCGAACGAGUCUUUCAAACACUGUUUUGCUUCUCAAAUCACUUGGAGUAAAGGAUCUCUUGGAUUUUGAUUUCAUGGACCCACCACCGCAGGAGACCAUUUCGACAUCACUUUUCGAGCUCUGGUCAUUGGGCGCGUUGGAUAAUCUGGGCGACCUAACUCCGCUUGGUCGUGCUAUGACUCCGUUCCCCAUGGAUCCUCCGCUCGCCAAGCUGCUCAUCACGGCGUCUGAGGAAUACGGGUGCAGCGAGGAGAUGCUGACGAUUGUUUCCAUGCUCUCGGUUCCUAGUGUCUUCUAUCGUCCAAAGGAGCGACAGGAAGAGUCAGAUGCGGCGCGCGAGAAAUUCUUCGUUCCGGAGUCUGAUCACUUGACUCUUCUUCACGUUUACACGCAAUGGAAAUCCAACGGUUACUCCGAUGGAUGGUGUAUCAAACACUUCCUUCACCCCAAGACUCUGCGACGGGCCAAGGAGGUCCGCGAGCAACUUCAUGAUAUUAUGACAGUUCAGAAGAUGCGACUUGUAAGCUGUGGGACAGACUGGGACGUGAUCCGCAAGUGCAUCUGCUCCGGCUUCUAUCACCAAGCGGCCAAGGUUAAGGGUAUCGGCGAGUUCAUCAACCUCCGGACAAGCGUGAGCAUGCAGCUCCACCCCACGAGCGCUCUGUAUGGCCUAGGUUAUGUGCCAGAAUACGUGGUCUACCAUGAAUUGAUUUUGACAAGCAAGGAGUAUAUGUCGACCGUGACUGCAGUGGACCCACACUGGCUCGCCGAACUUGGCGGUGUCUUCUACUCCGUCAAGGAGAAAGGCUAUUCCCAGCGAGAACGUCGCGUCACCGAACAGGAAUUCAAUCGACGCAUGGAGAUCGAGACCCAGAUGGCCGCCGACCGGGAGCGCGCCGCGGCCGAGAAGCUACGAGAGCAGGAGCGCAACGAUCCAUCCAGACGCAAGAAGGAAGUAGAGGCGGGAUCCGUUGUGCGACGUCCUGCUGUUACCGGCGCACGAAGAAUUGGUGGUGUCACCGCAUCUUCGGCCACGAGAAACGGGACCAAUGGAGCAAGUGGAGGAGGAACCGUGGUCAAGAAGCCACAGAUCAAAAGGAAACCCGGACGAGCAUUUUAG